AUGAAGCGUGCAGGACACUUGUUUAUAACCAGUCUGCGCGUGAUCACUUGUAGAUUUGCAUCUAAAGGUGCACACUUUCCUUCGGCGGCUGCUUUGAGGCCUGCCUGGGCCACCAGUUGCGUCCUUGCGGAGUCUUGGCGUAGACACGUCAGCGAGAUGGCGACAGGGGAGUAUGUCCUUCCGGAGCAGUGGUCAGAGGACCUAAAGGACGAGAACGGCGAGCCAAUGUCUAAGAGUGAGUUCAAGCGGCGACAGAAGGCUCAGAGGCUAGCAGCUGAGAAGGCGGAAAAGGAGGCAGCCAAGGCAGCGGCCGCUGCUGCGGCGCCUCCGAAGCCAGCCAAGGAGGAUGGCGCAGCGCUUGAGGACGACGCAAGCGAGAUCACGGAUCCCACGGCAUACUUCGAGAACCGCGUGCGCUAUGUCAACGCAAAGAAGGCGAAGGGCAUCAACCCGUAUCCCCACAAGUUCCAUGUGAGCAUGUCGCUGCCGGACUAUAUUGCGAAGUACGGCAGCCUGGAGUCCGGUCAACAAGAACCGGAGACGACAGUCUCUGUGGCUGGCCGGAUCUUCAGCAAGCGUGCGUCUGGAUCCAAGCUGUUGUUUUACGACCUGAAGGCGGAUGGCGUCAAGAUCCAAAUCAUGGCCGAUGCCAGGAACUCGGACCUUUCGUUGGAGGCCUUCACCGCUGUCCAUAACGAGUGCAAGCGCGGAGACAUUGUCGGCGUGGAGGGCUUCCCCGGCAAGUCCAAGAAGGGCGAGCUGUCCAUCUUCCCACGCAAGUUCGUGUUGCUGUCGCCCUGCCUGCACAUGCCCCCCUCGGCGCACUUCGGGCUAAAAGAUCAGGAGACUCGCUACCGCCAACGGUACCUGGACCUCAUCGUUAACACAGACGUGCGCAACAUUUUCUACACGCGCAGCCGCAUCAUUCAGUUCGUCCGCCGCUUCCUCGACACACGUGGCUUCCUUGAGGUGGAGACGCCUAUGAUGAACAUGAUUCCUGGCGGUGCUGCCGCUCGGCCGUUCAUCACGCACCACAACGACCUUGACAUGAAGUUGUACAUGCGCAUCGCGCCAGAGCUCUUCCUGAAGAUGCUCGUCAUCGGCGGCCUGGAGCGCGUGUACGAAAUCGGGCGCCAGUUCAGGAACGAGGGCAUUGACCUGACGCACAACCCUGAGUUCACGACGUGCGAGUUCUACCAGGCCUAUGCUGAUUACAAGGACCUGUUGGGCAUGACGGAAAGCUUGAUCAGCCAGAUGGUGCUGGAGAUUAAGGGCUCGUACAAGAUCCAGUACCACCCAGAGGGGCCAGAGAAGCCGUCCAUUGAAAUUGACUUUACGCCGCCGUGGCGUCGCAUUUCCAUGGUUUCUGGGCUGGAGGAGUGCUUGGGCAUUAAGCUUCCAACGGACCUGGAGAGCGAAGAGGCGCGGCAACUCCUCAUUGACCUGUGCGCCAAGCACGACGUAAACUGUCCGGCACCGCAAACAACGGCGCGCCUGUUGGACAAGCUGGUCGGCGAGUUCCUGGAGGAGCAGUGUGUCAACCCCACCUUCAUCUGCGACCACCCGCAGCUCAUGAGCCCAUUGGCCAAGUGGCACCGUGAGCUGCCGAACAUGACGGAACGCUUUGAGCUGUUCAUCAACAAGCGCGAGGUGUGCAACGCGUACACUGAGUUGAACGACCCCAUCAAGCAGCGUGAGCUGUUCCAGGACCAGGCAAAGGCCAAGUCGGCGGGCGAUGACGAGGCCAUGUUCAUUGACGAGACCUUCUGCACAGCGUUAGAAUACGGCCUGCCGCCCACGGGCGGCUGGGGCCUGGGCAUCGACCGCAUGACCAUGCUCCUAACGGACACCUGUAACAUCAAGGAGGUGCUGCUAUUCCCGGCCAUGAAGCCCGAGGAGACGGGGCCUAAGGAGGCGGACAGCUAAGCUUUCUCCGGGAACGCUGCUUAUUGCUAGUGUUUGAUGGAAAAGUGCAUUGUUCACGAUGACUAUUUGGGCAGGGGUACAGCUAUAUGACAUGCGCCUAUGCAGCUAGAUUGACUGAUGUUGAUUCACGUGAUUGCCGUCAUGUGUUGUGCGCUUUGCCUAGGUAUCUCGCUAUCUCAGGCCCUACCCCCUUUAGUGUUUGGGGGAUACGAGCAGGUGUUGCAAGCCGGAUGUUAGCAGUGCUUCAUAUGGCCAGCUUUGUAAAGAUGAGACGGUGUCAAGGUUGUACCAUUUUGUGCAAUGUAGGACGCUGCGGUAGCACGUAGGUACUACCUCCUAGGUGGUAACGCUCCUGUGCUGAUGACGGCUCUUCGAAAGACUUGGGGUGUUUUGGACUGUCUGGAACACGUACAUAAAUGUAGGGUGCAAGCCAGUGAUGGAUGGCGGGGGGGCUCAUUCCUUGGCGCGGAGCCCAAAUCACGCGCCAUGGAAAUGUUUUGAGCUCUCGUUUUUACCUCCUGACUAAAAAUUGCUAAUAGCCUUAGCGUUGCGCGGUUGGGUGAUUCGAGCGCGUGAGCAGGCCGGUAAUUUUCAUUCCACCGGUUACCGUGAGUGUGGUAGCGUGCGUGGCUUAAGGUGACUGGGCCAUUGUAACUUCGGGCCUUAC
Volvox carteri f. nagariensis is the source of this 2593-nucleotide messenger RNA. RefSeq lists its product as uncharacterized. The record is from RefSeq and is a predicted model, not a curated record. Lineage: Eukaryota; Viridiplantae; Chlorophyta; Chlorophyceae; Chlamydomonadales; Volvocaceae. The coding region runs from base 1 to 1926 and encodes 641 amino acids. Gene Ontology annotation, cellular component: cytoplasm; cytosol. Gene Ontology annotation, biological process: lysyl-tRNA aminoacylation. Gene Ontology annotation, molecular function: ATP binding; lysine-tRNA ligase activity; tRNA binding. The transcript is spliced from 11 exons.